This is a messenger RNA of Anguilla rostrata (American eel), 2220 nucleotides long. RefSeq names its product protein shisa-like-2B. The transcript has 3 exons. The record is from RefSeq and is a predicted model, not a curated record. The coding region runs from base 1 to 669 and encodes 222 amino acids. NCBI's taxonomy places the organism in Eukaryota, Metazoa, Chordata, Actinopteri, Anguilliformes, Anguillidae.
AUGGAAGCCCACCUCUCUGAUGACAGCAGUGCCCUCCUCCCCAUUCAGUACCCUGAGACAGAGAUAAACCCAGCUGGCUACACAUCCUGUGCGCAAGGUGGGAAGGAAAACACCAGGUUCAUAUCCUCAUCAGUCUGGUCAGACUCGAGCCCCCUCGUACCCCCAUUCAGGAUGGCUGAGGCACAUGUUUGCGAGGGCUACUACAGUGAUGACAUCCGCUUUGUGGAGCGCUUCACUUGUCCCCUGGACCCAGACAGCCCCGAGCACAUUUUCUGCUGUGGGUUUGAGGACAUGAAGUACUGCUGCAGUGAGCCGGGAAAUUACUUCCCCUACAAGCAUGCGUACAUGUGGACCCUGAGUAUCGGGGCGCUGGUCGGACUGGCUAUCGCGGCGCUCGUCCUCCUGGCCUUCGUCGUCAGCGUCUGCGUCCUCUGCGCCCUGUUUCUCCACAAGAAGCCACAGCGGCGGUUUGAUUCCGGACUCAAGUUGCACAUCCUAGACGGCUCCACAGAGAAAGCUUCAAAAGGCAAUGUGACACAGAGUAGCAUCACAAGUCAGAACUCCACAGAUGGGGAAGACCCUUCAACCAGACUGGGGAAAAGAAUUCAAGAGAGUGAAACGGCUAUUGUCACUCCGGUUGGGGAUACGAACAUAAUAAACCAAAUCUAAAAUAAAUAAUCAACAAAUAAUUAACACUGCAGUUCAGACUUUCUGCGGUUCCAGGAUGUGUGAACUCUUGUGUAAACUGAUAUAAUAACUGUUAUAUUAAAACACACGCAAGCACGCACACACACACACACACAGAUAUUGUCAUCAGUGAAAGGUUCAGUUGUUGUAGAAGGGUAUUAAUUAAAAUGCCAUUGUCUAUAACAUGCAGUAGCAUAAUAAUACAAUUGCAUUACAUUUAGAUUACAUUUAUUUAGUAGAUGCUUUUAUCCAAAGCAACGUACAAAAGUGCAUAUCAUGGUCAUCAAUGAACUGUGACUUUUGAGUGAAGCUUAAUGAACCCUACAAUUGCUUACAUAUCACUGAUUGAUUUGGACCAAUAAUAGUUUUAUUUGGAGAGCAAAGUCUUUGAUUGGUUCAUACAAGUCAUCCAUGAUCAUAGAGCCUCUCUUUGCCAUCACUGUAAUAUAGAUAAAUGUAAAAAUUGUGAGUUUCAAUACAGUUUUGGAGUACCUGUAAGAUUCAUUCUGUGGGACAUCUGAAAUUAUGGGAUUGUUUUAUUAGUUUUGAGUACUGAGUAUGUAUUUUGUCAAAAUUCAAAUAAAAAAACAAAAGUUUUCAGUUUAACUUUGUGUUUGAUGCAGUUAGCUAAAUAACAUAUUGGCAAUCAGCUGUAGGAUCAUGCCCACGUGCAGUCAGUUGAACUCCACAUUAAUUGUACUAUACACUCAAAAGACACCAAGCCAUUACUAGGGUGCUAAACUAGUUAUAUUUCAUCAUCCCAAAUGAAGGUGCCCUUACUACAAGUGUAGUUGGAUGAAAACUAUUUCUCAGGUCCUUGUCACCAUACAGAGGGGACUGCAAUCAUAUUGUGUGUACGUAUGCCAUUAAAUGUGAUUUGUGCCGAGCAGAACAAGCCCUGUGUAAUAACAUCAAAAGAAAUUCUGAUUAUUGUCGCCAAGGUUAUGGGAGGUUUCAGUCAGUUAGGGGUCACUGCUAUCUAGCUGACCCAUGCUGGUCGAUGAAGCACCACUGGGCUACAUGCUAAAGUGGCAUAUCACGAUCUUCCUCCGACUCCACUCUGUGCAAGCGUUGCUGUUUCAGAGAACUGUACUGGCAGCAUGAACAUGGCUGUGCUUGCAGAUAACUGAAUGUGCAAAAUUAGGGUGGGAAUUGAACAUGUACAGCCUCAUGUUGGGUGCCAAAUUUGUAAAAAGAAAGAAUAAAAAAAAAAAAUUCUACUCUACAGAAUGCUAAAUUUAUAUGAAUUAUCUGGAUGAAACACGUCAUUUUCACACCUCAGAGGGUUUCAAGACUGAAUAGACAAACAAAGAUGUGGCAUAAAAAUGUGUGAAAAAAUAUUUUUGUGUGAUACUCUCUGGGCUGGAGUGUUUUGUUGUCGUAGGUGAAGUCUCUGGCAACAAACAAUUGUGUUUCGUAGAAUGCAUUGGUGAAAACCUUUCAAGGAUGCAAUUCAAUGCUUUCAGUACAUCAUAAACUAUGAGGGUUCAGGCACUCAUAGGCACUCUUAGGCUACGGUUGGUGACAAGAGCA